This is a messenger RNA of Salvia splendens (bonfire salvia), 375 nucleotides long. RefSeq lists its product as uncharacterized. The transcript is spliced from 4 exons. Bases 1 to 375 code for a protein of 124 amino acids. The record is from RefSeq and is a predicted model, not a curated record. Lineage: Eukaryota; Viridiplantae; Streptophyta; Magnoliopsida; Lamiales; Lamiaceae.
AUGCCGACGGCCGCCGUGAAUGUCGCUGCCGCUUCCUUACCACCUCCCAAACGGCUCUUCUUCGACCGUCGCUACGGUUGGAUGUUCUGCGUCAUUCCUCUAGCAAAAACAUUGAUUCAGAAGGCAUCUGAAACGGAAAAAUUUGUUGGGAGUUCGACACUGGAAGUCCUCGAAAGACCAAAAUUGCUCUCACCCAAAGCUCUUCAAGCCACACUCAUUCAUCAAAUGAAAAAAUACAAGUCUUCUGUAAAUAAUGCAAAACUAGUUACGAUGGCACCGGCAAGAAGUAGCAAGACGGAAUCGACUCCCAUCCCGACGGAUCAGCCUAAAGGAAACACUGGAUCACAUACUGAAGGGAAUCUGGAUUUGAUGUGA